CACAUGAAGCACUGUUUAAAAAACUGUGGAAAUGAGGGGGCUAAUUUGAAAUACGUAAACCAGUAGGACACAUACUGGUAAACGAAAUAGAAUUUGGUCUCGUUUUCAAAUUAGAAUGACGUCACAAUGUGGCCAUGUUUGAUGCGACGAUUAGACCGUGCGCACGUUUGUAAUAUUUAUUGUUUCUUUCGUUUGAACGUGAAACACGGUUUUUCGUCUACUGUGCUAUUCUCUAAACCGAAUAUACACUCUAUAUUCUCAUUUAAGAGUUCUCAUUAUGCUGAAAGCUACAGGAAAGCGCGUCACGGAGGAGGAAGAUGAUUUCUGUGAGGAAAGUUUGCAGGAGAUGGAGCUGGCACGACUGCAGAGACAACUGCGGAUUAUGGAAGGAGAUCGCAAGGCAUAUCAAGAAAAAUCAGUAUUCAUUAUCAAAAAGCAAAAUGCAGAAAUCAAUGCCCUCACCAAAGAAAAUGAAGAGAUCAAUAAGGAUCUGAUGCAGGCUUUGAGUGAUAAGAAAUGUGCACAAGAUAUGUACAACACUGAACAGCUACAACUUCUCAUUCAGAGCACUGAUGAUUACAAAGCACUUGUUGAUGGUGAAAAAUUAAAGAUAGCUCAAAUGGACGCACAGAUUCGUGCAAUGGAAGAAAAGAUCUGUCACCAGAGAAUGACUAUGGGUGGAUUGUACAACAGCGCCACCAAGGCCAAUGCGACAAGCAAAAGACUGAGAGUAUUGGAAAACAGACUUGACAAGGCCAUGGUGAAUCUAAACAAGCAGCUUGCUACAAAUGCCAAACUGCGUGAAGAAAUAGACCACUUGAGGCAAGAGAGAGCCGUGUUUGAUAAUUUACACAAGAAGUUGUCUGCAGAACUGCAGCAGUCCAAAGAUAAAGUAAUGGAGAUAAUAGCAGAAGCAACUGCUGCUUAUGAUAGCAGAGAUGAUGCUAACAAUAAGAUGCUGAGUCUCCAGGAGCGCACAGAGAGAGAUGAGGCUCACUACCAUGUGGAGAUGAAGGACUUGCAGAGAAUGAUCAAGAAUGAUGAGAGUCUGAGGGAGUUCAUGACAAUUAAGGACCACGACAGGAUGGAGUACAAACUGAUGGAAAUGGCUAAGAAAAAGAAGAUGGCUUGUGAUGUGUUUGUGAGUGAUGUGUUGGGAGUUAUGCAGCAGGCACAGAAAACCUCCACACAAAUCCUAAACAAAUUUAAGGAAUGGGAAAACACUGUGAGCAAAGGAUUGGAUGCUGAUAAGGCCAUUGCUCAGAAUCAAGAAAAGAUCAAAACCUACGAGGAAGCCUUUGAACGCAUCAAAACUGCCACAGGAGAGCAGGACAUAGAUGUGAUAGUGAAACAGUUCAUUGAGAAAGAGGGUGAGAACUUCGCACUGUUUAACUAUGCCAAUGAGGUGAACCAUGAAGUUGAGUUGCUGAAUGAAGAGAUCAGUGCCAUCAAGGAGGACAUCAAUAGGUUCAAGAGUGAGGAGGCCACUGUGGAUAACAGCAGAGAGAAGAUGCUUAAAGAACUGCAGAUUAGCAUCCAGAAAGCCACAGCUCAAACGGAGAAAUCUCAGCAAAGGCUGAAGGAGGUGAACAAGUCCAUGGAGAAUUUGCGUCAGCAGAUAGGUGCCAUGUUCAGCAGUACUGGCUGUGAUGACAAGCCAAUACGGGAGAUGCUGGGGGCUGGUGUGGGCAUCACAGACAGCAAUGUGAUGAUGUACCUGGGGCUGAUUGAGCAGAGGACCAACGAAGUGCUGGCUGUGAAGGAAUAUUUGGAGAUGAAGGAGCAAGGCAUCAUUCCACCACCUAGUGCUGCUGCCCAAGCUGCUCCUGUAGCUGUACCUAAACCUACCAAACCCAGCCUGUCUAAUGUGGUUCUUCCUCGUGGAGACAGUGACACAGAAGAGGAAGAGGAAGAUGUGAGGCCACUCAACCCUGACGAGAUCAGAGCUCGUGUCCUGAAAGCUAUGGAUAAGAGGAUGGCAGAGGCAGCCAGCUUGGAAGUGGAGCAGCCCAGAACCGGAUCUAAAACUCCCACUAAAACUGGGACGAAGAAGAGAGUUUGACCCAACAAUUUCUCUCUGACAUAUAUUGUAUAUUAUACUGUUGUAGUAUUUAUUGAUAGUGUAAAUUAAUUUAUUCUGGAGAUAUUGUUGUUACUGCAGCUUGCAAUUGCAAACAAACUGUUUUUCCAUAAUUCACAGUGAAGGCGUGUAUAUUAUAUGAAGAAAAUACUACGUUUUAACAGACAGAUAUCAAAUGAAAUUUUGCGUUGAUAUUUUCAGACAGUGUUUAUGCGCGUUAUGCCACCCAAGACGAAUAAAAGGACUUUUUUCAACAUGUCUAAAAGACAAAUGCA
Messenger RNA from Lingula anatina, 2355 nucleotides. Its product is annotated as coiled-coil domain-containing protein 63. Lineage: Eukaryota; Metazoa; Brachiopoda; Lingulata; Lingulida; Lingulidae. Gene Ontology annotation, biological process: cilium movement; outer dynein arm assembly. The record is from RefSeq and is a predicted model, not a curated record. Gene Ontology annotation, cellular component: axoneme.